This is a messenger RNA of Cavia porcellus (domestic guinea pig), 828 nucleotides long. It is a transcript of the gene Higd1b, whose product is annotated as HIG1 hypoxia inducible domain family member 1B. Bases 488 to 787 code for a protein of 99 amino acids. Gene Ontology annotation, cellular component: mitochondrion. The transcript has 4 exons. NCBI's taxonomy places the organism in Eukaryota, Metazoa, Chordata, Mammalia, Rodentia, Caviidae. Gene Ontology annotation, biological process: mitochondrial respirasome assembly. The record is from RefSeq and is a predicted model, not a curated record.
AAGGUCUGGAGAGGAAGCCCAGGGCUACAGCACUAGUCAGACACACAGGAGGCCCUAGACUCAACUCCCAGCACCACAAACCAAGACCAGAAACAAAAGUAAAGGGCCCUUGCAGCAGGACAGCUGGGAGCCUGGGGCUCUGCCCACCCCACCUAUCUCCCUCUCAGCUUUCCAUACUGAACCUGCCCCAGCAUCAACAGUUCUAGUUCUCCUCUGCUGGGCCACAUGCUGGACUCCUGCGGCAGCUUAACAGAUGGGAGUUAAGAACAUCCUGUCCUCUCUCCUCCCAGCGCCUCCAACCUCAAAGAUUCCAUAAAUCCUAGCCACUGCUCCCUGACCCCACAGCAGCAACUCCAGCAUCAGUCUUCGGCAGCUGACUCUUAGAGCAGCAGUGCUGAGUGGGCUGGCUGCCUGUGCUCCUCCUUCUCCUGGCCGGGCCUGGGGACAGGGUUGGGCCCAGGCCUAGCUGGCAGCAUCACCGCUCGGGAUGUCUACUGAUAAAGGCCAGUGGGCACCCCCAGAGGGUGAGGAUGGAGUGUCCCAGAAGCUGCUGAGGAAGAGCAGGGAGUCGCCACUGGUGCCUGCAGGCCUGGCAGCCUGCCUGGGGGUGGCCGUAUACCGGAUCCACCGGCUGAAGGCUCGAGGCUCCACCAAGCUGUCCAUACACCUGAUUCACACACGCAUGGCUGCACAGGCGUGUGCCGUGGGUGCCAUCCUGCUAGGCACCGUGUACUCGAUGUACAGAAACUACAGCAAGAGGACGGCCCGGGACGCUGGGGAAGACUAAGGGCUUUGGCCCAUGACUGCCCAAUAAAGCAGCUCCUGAAA